AUGACAUCGAUUUCACCAAAGAAUUCAACACGAUUUCGAAGAUUCGCCGAUGAAGAAUGCCCAUGUGAAUUCCCGAAAGGACCGCCCGGUCUACCCGGACGUCACGGAUUUGAUGGACAACCCGGGGUUCCAGGUGCACCUGGAAAACCGGCUCGUUUACCGUGUGAUGCGCCGAUCGAUUACUCGAUUCAUUGCCCUGAUCCGUGUCCGACUGGAGUUCAGGGGAAACCCGGAUCACAAGGUCCAUCAGGUGAUAAAGGAGAACAAGGGGUGAAAGGAGAGCGCGGGAAAAAUGGAAAUGACGGGAAAAAGGGACGAAAGGGUGAUUUAGGACCGAGAGGAGUACCCGGUUUGGAUGGAUUGAUCGGGGAUUCGGGCGAAGACGCGAUGCCGUCUCCGUUCAUUCCGGGAUCACCUGGGGAAAUUGGAGAAAUUGGACCACGAGGACCGAUUGGUCCAAUCGGUAUGCCGGGUUUUGAUGGACCUCAAGGUGUGAUGGGUUUACGUGGACCAAAAGGUCAAAAUGGACUCCCCGGUGGGAAAGGUGAAGCGGGAAGUGUUGGAUCGAUUGGAGAAAUUGGAGAUGAAGGAGAAAAGGGGGUUUGCCCAACUUAUUGUGCAACUGAUGGUGGUGUGUUUUUCGUCGAACCACCCGAAUGGUUUUUCAAAGAUGAA
This is a messenger RNA of Mesorhabditis belari, 675 nucleotides long. The record is from the annotation of a GenBank genome assembly. NCBI's taxonomy places the organism in Eukaryota, Metazoa, Nematoda, Chromadorea, Rhabditida, Rhabditidae.